Messenger RNA from Thamnophis sirtalis, 402 nucleotides. Lineage: Eukaryota; Metazoa; Chordata; Lepidosauria; Squamata; Natricidae. The record is from RefSeq and is a predicted model, not a curated record.
GCGUGAAAAUGAACUGAAGCUGCCUCAUGAUUGGCUGUGCUACCUGGCUCCCGAGAUUGUGCGCGAGAUGGCUCCCGGGAAAGGUGAAGAUAAGCUGCCCUUCUCCAAAGCUGCGGAUGUCUACGCUUUUGGGACCGUGUGGUAUGAGCUCCAGGCCAGAGAGUGGCCCUUUCAGAGUCAGCCAGCGGAGGCCUUGAUUUGGCAGAUCGGAAGUGGUGAAGGAAUGAAGCACGUCCUGCAAACGAGUAGCCUGGGGAAAGAAGUUGGGGAAAUCCUCUCGGCAUGUUGGGCUUUUGAUGUGGAUGAGCGGCCCAGCUUCACCCUCUUGAUGGAAAUGCUUGAAAAAUUGCCAAAGCUUAACCGGAGGCUCUCUCACCCGGGACACUUCUGGAAAUCAGCUGA